This is a messenger RNA of Ziziphus jujuba (common jujube), 2972 nucleotides long. Its product is annotated as ankyrin repeat-containing protein At5g02620. Bases 788 to 2545 code for a protein of 585 amino acids. Gene Ontology annotation, cellular component: plasma membrane. NCBI's taxonomy places the organism in Eukaryota, Viridiplantae, Streptophyta, Magnoliopsida, Rosales, Rhamnaceae. The transcript is spliced from 4 exons. Gene Ontology annotation, molecular function: protein phosphatase regulator activity; protein phosphatase 1 binding. The record is from RefSeq and is a predicted model, not a curated record.
ACGAAAUACUCUCUCUCUCUCUCUCUCUCUACAUAUGUAUUUCCAUUAUUAAAAUGGAGAUUAGAAUUAAGGUGCCUAUAUAUAUAGAUACAUGUGUAUGUAUGAGAUAAUUUUUACUCGAAUUAUUCGAAAUUUUAAAAAGCCAAAAACUGUGAGAGAGAAAUGAUGGAGCAUCUUGUAAAUUAUUAUAUGUGGUGGUGAUGCCAGUAGGCGUCACUGUUUGCUUUUUGCCGUCUUCACUUGUAGCGUUGCAGGCAUGUUGAACGUGCUCUGAAGUUUCAACCCCUUAAGGCCUAAAUUUUGUCAUCUUUUUCUGUUGCUGGUAUUCUCCUUGUCUCAGAUUUUUCUGGGUGGCAGAGGAAAUUGAGGUGUAGGUGAAGAAAAUCAAGGUACUGAAAACGUGGUGAUUUUAGUUUCUGCAACUGCUGGUUUGCCGCUUUCAGGUUUCUUCUGCCUCUCUGUUUAUUUUUUUAUUUUUUUUUAUUAAUUUUUUGAUCAUCAGCCUAGCGAUUUCGAUCUUUUAAAUGGGUAAAUUUCAGUUCUGGAUAAGAAGGGGCUUUUGAGUGAGAAAGUUCGAAUCUUUUAUCAGGUAGUAAGUGGAUUUGUCAGAUGUAUUGAGAUUUCUCCAAGGUUUUAUAUAGCUGAGCAUGGUAAAAGAUAGAGGAGAGAAAAAAAAAAAAAAAAGGGUAUGUGAAUUUUUAGAGUAUAAAAAUCAGAAUCGCAAAGAAUAGGAAAAAUCGAUUCGAGGGUAAUUAAAAAAUUUGAAUCAAGGUUUGUGCAUACGAUCAUGGAGAGACAGAGCAGUUGUCGGGCAACAACGGUGGAAAAGCAACCAACUUCAAUUUCAAGUUGCCGAGUAAUGGAGAAACAGUCAAGUUUUGGGAGGGCAAUGGAGAAGCAGAAGAGUUUUCGUGGGCUUAUGGAAAGGCAAAAGAGUAUCCGCAUAGUGAUGGAGAAGCAGCUCAGCUUCAUUGGUGGGGAGAGGAAGAAGAGCAAGGAAUCUCCCGGUAAAAGAGGUGACUCCCAACUUCAUUUGGCUGCUCGGGGAGGGAAUUUAGUCAGAGUCAAAGAGAUUAUUCAGAAUUUUGGCGACAAGGAUUCCAUGGAUUUGUUGUCAAAGACCAAUCAGGAGGGGGAGACCCCCCUUUAUGUUGCAGCCGAGAACGGCCAUGCUUCUGUUGUUGGGGAGAUGUUGAAACAUAUGGACCUUCAAACUGCAUCCAUAGCUGCUAGAAACGGCUAUGAUCCAUUUCAUAUUGCUGCAAGACAGGGUCAUCUUGACGUGUUGAAGGAACUUUUGCAUGUGUUCCCUAACUUGGCAAUGACCACAGAUUUAUCCAAUUCAACUGCAUUACAUACAGCUGCUAUUCAAGGGCACGUUGACGUAGUGAAUCUUCUUCUGGAAACAGAUUCAAACCUUGCCAAGAUAGCCCGAAACAAUGGUAAGACUGUACUUCAUUCCGCAGCAAGGAUGGGGCGCUUGGAAGUGGUGAGGUCCCUACUAAGUAAGGAUCCAAGUGCUGGUUUCAGGACUGACAAAAAGGGCCAAACUGCAUUGCACAUGGCUGUCAAAGGACAAAACGAGGAGAUUGUUCUCGAACUGUUAAAACCUGACCCUGCUGUUUUGAGUCUGGAAGAUACCAAGGGAAACACAGCAUUGCAUAUUGCCACAAGGAAGGGCCAUAUUGAGAACGUACGUUGCUUAUUAUCAAUCGAGGGUAUUAAUAUCAAUGCAACCAACAAAAGUGGAGAGACGCCUCUUGACAUUGCAGAAAAAUUUGGAACUCCUGAACUUGUCUCCAUUUUAAAAGAGGCAGGGGCAACCAAGGCUACAGAACAAGGAAAAGGCCCAAAUCCCGCAAAGCAACUCAAGCAGACUGUGAGUGACAUAAAACAUGAUGUCCAGUCACAACUCCAGCAGACCCGUCAAACUGGCUUCAGAGUGCAGAAAAUUGCUAAGAGGCUAAAGAAGCUUCAUAUCAGUGGACUCAACAAUGCUAUAAAUUCUUCGACCGUUGUUGCGGUUCUCAUUGCCACUGUUGCUUUUGCAGCCAUCUUCACCGUGCCUGGACAGUUUGUAGAGGAGAAAACAAAGGGAACUUCACUUGGACAGGCCCGUAUAGCAAACAAUGCUGCUUUUAUCAUCUUCUUUGUGUUCGACAGUCUAGCGCUCUUCAUUUCCCUGGCAGUUGUUGUAGUCCAGACAUCUGUGGUUGUCAUUGAACAGAAGGCAAAGAAACAACUUGUUUUUGUGAUCAAUAAGCUUAUGUGGUUGGCUUGCCUCUUCAUUUCAGUUGCAUUUAUUUCUCUCACAUACGUGGUUGUGGGAUCAGAUUCCAGGUGGCUUGCGGUAUAUGCUACUGUUAUUGGUGGUGCUAUAAUGCUGACUACAAUUGGUUCGAUGUGCUAUUGUGUUGUACUACAUAGGAUGGAGGAGUGUAAGUUGAGAAAUAUUAGGAGAGCUGAGAGUCGUUCUUUCUCCAUGUCUGUGGCAUCAGAUCCAGAGAUUUUGAAUGGUGAAUAUAAGAGGAUGUAUGCACUUUAAAGGUCACUUUGAGGAUAGGAAAGAAAAACAGAGGGACAGAAAGGAAGCCCUUUUGUUUCCCUGAUCAGUCUCUGAUUGCCAAGAUUGAAGCUGUGUGUCACUUAACCUAAAAUUAUGAGGGUUAGGGAUGCUGGUUUAGCAUGCAGAAGCUGUUAUUCAAGUCUCUUGCGUGUUUUGUAUUCUUUUAUGGAUACUUCUGGAAUAGUCCGUUGAUUAACAUCUCCUGUUCGAUAUUCUGUGGGUACAGCUCUCAUUAUUCGAAUUUGAUACUAGAGAAAAAAGGUUGCAAAACUCACUCAGAUCUGAGGAGCAGAGGUUGCUGGCAAUAAUUGCCUGUGUAGUCAACUAUUUAUGUAUGCGUUGUGCAUGAUCCAUUUCAUGCGCAAAUAUAGUAAUGAUGAAAUAUGAUGUUUAUAAUGUUAUCAAA